Molecule: messenger RNA, 621 nt
Organism: Lachancea lanzarotensis
Lineage: Eukaryota; Fungi; Ascomycota; Saccharomycetes; Saccharomycetales; Saccharomycetaceae
Product: LALA0S02e07536g1_1
Exons: 1
Coding region: 1-621 (206 amino acids)
Molecular function (GO): protein binding
Source: RefSeq, a predicted model, not a curated record
AUGAACGUUUGGAUAGCCGCGAGCGAUGGGAAUCUAGAGAAAGUCGAGUCGUUUUUUUCUGCCGGUUUUGGACCUGAAUCUAAGGAUCCUAACGGAUACACACCAAUACACGCAGCAGCAGCAUAUGGUCACAUCGAACUGCUGCGUAAACUGUGCUCAGCACCUUAUAGCGGUGAUAUAAACGUGCGAGACGGUGAUGGCGACACUCCAUUGCAUCAUUGUGAGGAUUUAACUACAGGUCGAGUAAUCGUGGAAGAGCUGAAUGCCGACUGGACAUUAAAGAACAACGAGGGCAAAACGGCGCUGGAAGUAUUGGAAGAAGAUGUAGAGUUUCCAGAACUGAUCGACUACUUGAGAGAGAAAAGUGGAGUUGUGCAACAGUCCGACGACGGCAUUGACAACGAACAAAUGGCACAGUUCAAGGACAAUUUGCGCUACACUUUGGAAAACGAGCCCGAAAGUAACGAUCCGGAAAGUUCAGCUCGUCGCCAAAAAAUACAGCAGAUUUUGGACGGUGGGAAUGCAGAACAGGAGCUGGAGCAGUACAUACGCGAGCUGAUACGGUCGCAAUGGACAGAGACUGAGACAGAGGACUCGGGUGCCAAACGCAGGAGGGGAUAG